Rhipicephalus sanguineus (brown dog tick) is the source of this 886-nucleotide messenger RNA. RefSeq lists its product as uncharacterized. Gene Ontology annotation, molecular function: sodium channel activity. Gene Ontology annotation, cellular component: membrane. Bases 28 to 822 code for a protein of 264 amino acids. The transcript is spliced from 8 exons. NCBI's taxonomy places the organism in Eukaryota, Metazoa, Arthropoda, Arachnida, Ixodida, Ixodidae. The record is from RefSeq and is a predicted model, not a curated record. Gene Ontology annotation, biological process: sodium ion transport.
CUGAGUUACACGUCAAACUGGAAGGCGAUGUGUUUCACCUUCCACCUGUCGGCGCAAAAUGACGGCAACUACUCCCACUCCUACUGGUCAUGCAGUGAACCAUGGAAAUAUCGCCUGGAACUUUCGCUGGCGGUGCAGCGCGAGCGAAGCGAUGAAGAGGAGGAAGUGGCGCCCCUCUCAGCUCUGCUGCACGAACAGGGGCUCUUCACGGCCGGUAUGCUGAACCCGUUUAUAUUCACGUAUGGCGAGAGCUACCUCAUCUCCGCGUUCCAGGAAGAGGUGCUGUCGCUGCCGCCGCCGUACGAGACGAUGUGCAGCAAGUACGACAGCAAGGGCGGCGAGUACAGCUACGCCGACGGCGUCGUGCAGUCCGAGGAGUGCAGUAGCAAGUGCAUCGCGGACAAUUGGCAACAGCACUGCAGCUGCUUCUCCAAACUGUACUCCGUGAAGCAUAGGCGCCACGGCCCCAUCUGCGAGUACAUUGACCACCUUAGGUGCACGGACAAAAUGAAGCGGCAACUUUGGCUGCACAGCUGCCAGUCUGCGUGUACGAGACCCUGCCGUGAGGUGCGUUACAAGGGCCUGGUGUUCCGGACUGGAGUCGUGAUGGAAACGUCAGACAAUCGUUCUCUUGUGCAUGUCACAGUGGUCAUGGGUUCCAACAAGAAGAAGACAAUCUACACCUUUCCCCGGAUACCUAUGGAAGAUUUGAUGAUCUACAUUGGAGGCCACGUGGACAUGUGGUUGGGCUUCGCACUCAUCGGAGUCUGCGGAGUUGUACUAGACUUUGCUGUGAAGUGUUCCAAGUGGUUUAGUCGGUAAGUACUGACGCUACUGUACGACGUUCAUGCAAAAGUAUCUCGUGCACUCAGCAACUACAAGCAUC